AUGUUUAUCCUUUCGAAGCUCAAGGACCUGGUGAGGAUUCCACCAGAUCAAUUUCAUCGAGAUACGAUAUCGGCGGUGACACAUCAAUUGAAUAUCAAAUAUUCGGAUAAGAUUAUUCCACAUUUGGGUCUAUGUGUUACGAUUUAUGACCUUUUGGAGGUGGAUGAAGGUCAACUGAAACCGGGUGAUGGAGCAUCCUACAUCAAUGUGACAUUCAGAGCCUUGGUAUUCAAGCCAUUUGUUGGCGAAGUCAUCACUGGCUGGAUCUCCAAAUGCACUGCUGAGGGUAUUCAAAUCUCGUUGCUUGGAUUAUUUGAUGUCAUAUUCAUACCGCAGAAAAUGCUCUUCGAGGGAAGUUACUAUUCGCCUGCUGACAACGCAUGGGUAUGGCCAAUGGAUGAAGAGACAAAAUUGUAUUUUGACAUAAAUGAAAAGAUCAGAUUUAGAGUAGAGCAAGAGAUAUUUGUUGAUGUGAAACCAAAAUCUCCGAAGGAAAGAGAACUGGAGGAGCAACAGGGGCUGAAACAGCAAGAGAAAAAAGAGGAAGGCGAUGGGAAUGACGAAAAACCUUUGAACAAACCACCAGCAUAUGCAUUAUUAGGAAGCUGUCAAACGGACGGCAUGGGCCUAGUAGGUUGGUGGGAAUGA
Molecule: messenger RNA, 648 nt
Organism: Zygotorulaspora mrakii
Lineage: Eukaryota; Fungi; Ascomycota; Saccharomycetes; Saccharomycetales; Saccharomycetaceae
Gene: RPC25
Product: DNA-directed RNA polymerase III subunit RPC25
Exons: 1
Coding region: 1-648 (215 amino acids)
Biological process (GO): transcription initiation at RNA polymerase III promoter; DNA-templated transcription
Cellular component (GO): RNA polymerase III complex
Molecular function (GO): DNA binding; DNA-directed RNA polymerase activity
Source: RefSeq, a predicted model, not a curated record